AUGUCUCCGGCUUUCCUCCAUCCUGCCUCCCCAACCGGAUCGACCGAACGAUUGGCCGAUGAGCUAGCUCCGACAAUUGAGCAGCUUCAAAAACUUGGUGCGGGCACCGAAGUUACUCUACCACAGGCCCUCUCGACGACCGAAUCGUUGCUUCGUCUUCGCCAUACCUUCAUCGACGAUGCCCAUCCUCGUACCGCGAAAGACGCAUUUCGAUACAACAAGGGUUUCCAAACUCUUCUGAGGCUGGCUGACCAGCUAGCUGAGCUCUAUGACCCCGAAACCCUGUCCAAGGAAGAACGAAAGAGCCUACUUGGUAUUUUCAAGGACGUCUUGGGUGUGCUGGCCGAGAGCCUGAAGGAACAUUUCGGCAACAAGCGAUAUUUUGCGCGGAAGAUAGUCGGAGGUGGCAUUGCUGCGUUGGAGAGAACUUUGACCGUAUUAGUCAAGAAGAUAGAUACCACGAAGAGUGAUGCACAACAUCUCUAUGGGGCCAUCCUGGCCGCAGCUCUAUGCCAGGAGACCGUGGCGGGUAUUUUUGUGACACUGGACACCAAGUUUCCCGAAAGCGACACUUCACGGUCUCCAAAGGAAAUCCAGGAAGCUGUUGACCAUUGCAUUGGGUCGGCAGAAACCGUGGAGGUGCCGGAACUGCUCGGGCCAUUCCUUCGUGUUUGGCUGAUGCACUCAUCCUUUUCGUCCGGAUAUGAUGUUCUCCGCCUGGCUUUACCCGCUUGCCUGUGCCAACUCGCCUCUCAAUCUCGCAGAAACGUCGUAGCCCUUCAUGCCACCGAUAUGCUGACAUCGAUCUUGCCUCUCUUGUUUGACGGUGCACGAUCCGGCAGCGAAAACGCAAUCUAUCAAGAUCUUGCAAAAUAUCUCAGCGUUCAAGGCAUGAGCAACCUGGAUGAUGCGGUUGCCCUGUAUCGCGGGGCCCAUGAAAACCCGCAAGUGUUGAAGGUCCUGCUUGCUGCUCUCAAGUCAUCCAAGGAGCCCCCAUCAAUACAGUUCGAUAUGUCCCGACACGGCUAUUGCUCUGUUGAGUUCGGAACCCUUGGCCGCCCUUUUCCACCUAUCACCUCCGCUGGAUACACUCUGUCUGCCUGGGCUCGUUUUGAUGAAUUUGAUUCCAAUACCCAUACCACUUUAUUUGGAGCGUUCGAUGCUAGCCAAACAUGUUUUAUUCUUGCAUAUCUGGAGAAAGACACUCGAAAUUUUAUCCUUCAGACUUCAAUUCGAGGACCACGACCUAGUGUUCGAUUUAAGUCAGCCAAGUUCGAGCCAAAGCGCUGGUAUCAUAUUUGUGUGGUGCACAAGAAGCCCAAGCCAAUGUCUUCUGCGCGGGCAUCCCUUUUCAUAGACGGUGAAUUCGUUGAACAAUUGAAGAUCGAAUAUCCCUCGGUUCCUACAAGCCACCAUCCAAGCAGACCACCCCGCAUCCAGGCUUUCUUUGGCACUCCCCAAGACCUGGCAAUGCGCCUAGGAAAGGGAGUGUCUACUUCACGGUGGUCGCUUGCCAAUGGCAUACUUUUUGACGAAGCUUACAGUGAUGACAUGAUUGCUGUGUUCUACAACCUUGGGCCUCGGUACUACGGUAAUUUCCAAGAUUGCCUGGGAUCUUUUCAGACAUACAAGGCUUCUGCAACCCUCAAUCUGCGGAACGAACAUCUCCACCCUGGCAAAGAGGAAACCUCAGAUAUCGUCACUGCCAUUCGUAGGCGGGCAAGUACUUUGAUUCGCGAGAGCUCAAUCUUGAUCAAUGUUUCUUCUACUGCUGUUCUGGAUGAUGAUGACAGUAAUAAUGUUGACGAGUCGCAACUGAUUAAAUGCUUGUCAAGACAGGCAGCAAAGAGUUUGCAGCAACUCACCAAAGCAGGUGGCAAUGCUGUUGCUGUUAACGGCGCAACUCCAGCUAUCAAUGAUGGGCUAACACAGCCCCAAGGAGUGGGCAUUCUGACUGGUGAUCCUGUUGUUGCCGUUCCCAGAGCACUUGACGACGCCAGUUGGUGUCUGGGUGGCUGUGCUGCGGUCCACUUGAGCUUAGUCCAGGCUGCCAGUACCGCAGAAAGCACCUGCAUGGCCGUGGAGGCUCUCUACGAAGCCGUGCAAGACAAUUGGAGAAAUAGCGAGGCUAUGGAAAGAGAAAAUGGCUACGGUAUUCUGGGGGCUUUGUUGCGCGAGAAGCUUGGAUUCCACAUGGGCAAUGUCCCAGGCGCAUCGAGAGUUCAUGUAGUCAGCUCCGACCCCGAUGAGCUAUCUACUCUUACGCUCGACUUACUACGUCUGACUCUCGCAUUUGUUGGAUACGAUUUCAAGCAACCCAAUCGAUCCAUUAUCACAAAUCCGCUUGCCUAUCGUGUCCUGCUUGUCGAUAUGGACGUCUGGCGACUGGGAGAAUCUCCUGUGCUUGAACUGUAUUACUCGCAAUUCCGCACAUUUGCUUCUGGUAGCAAUUAUCGUCGUUUCAACGCUAGACGUCUCGGUCGUAUGCGAGUCAACAAAAAGCUGUUGGAGACUUUGAAAAGCGGGGACUUAACUGAAGAGUCACUCCAACCUUGUCUAUCGGCAUUCCGCUCCUUGAUGGAGAGCAGCCCAUCUCCCGAUCUCUUACGGUCACUGGCAUUAUCCAUUACCUAUGCACUCCACAAGCCAAAGACAUCCUCUAAUUUACAGAGAAAAAAGAGCUUGCGGUUUGUUCCUCCUUCGUCCCGACCAGCAUCGGCAAGAUCGGAGUCAAGUAAAGUACCCAGUAUCACUUUGGGGAUUGAGAUGCUGCGUCUCUAUGCAUCUGUGCUGUGUGACCCCCGUGAACCCGCGCCAUUGAGGAAGUUCGCUAAAGCUGUCACCAACAAAUGGCUUCUUUACCUCAUGUGUGAAGAUGAGCCUGAGAUCGUGGUACUUGCUACAAAGAUAUUAGCCCGUCUAUUAGUGGUUCACGGUAGCGGAUACAGCAAGAAGUUUGCAGAGAAAAGCGGUGGCUAUAUUAUCCUAGAACACCGUCUGAAACGAUGGUGGGAUGUGCCCGCUCUGUGGUCUAUAUGCUUGUCCAUCUUCUUUGGCCGUGAUACUGCCAUGAUGGACCUCGAAAAGCCAUUUGACCGGUCUAGUCUGGUGGAUACGUUCCUGGCCGAGGGAGAUUUAAAUGUUGUCUUUCCAGAUAUGCUUCCGGUAAUUGUGAAUAUGAUGAAGAGCGGUAUGUGGCAUAUCGUCAUGCACGAGGGUGAAACCAGUGCCAGUGGCAAAGGUCUCGAAGAGCAUGCUUCCAUUUGCGAAAAGCCAAAAAUGGGCUCGCUCAAGUUGAAUGAUGCUACCACGGCCGAUCAGACCAUUCUUGGCUUUUCCGUCAUCAGCUCGGUUGUCCAAUUUUUGGCAGAAGCACGCACCAAAUCCGCAAGCUUCCAAGAUUUCACCACGCACUCUACAUACGUACAAGAGCUUCUUUCUGUGCUAUAUCCUGUCAUUGUCGGCGCUAAUACUGUUGGUCCCAACACGGAGCUAAACUCCGGCCACAGUGGGCUUAGCUUUGACGACAGCAACUUGGUUCUCCGACCACGCUCAAGUACUGCAAAUGCACCCGCCGCUUUGCAGACGGCUACAGUAGACGAUUCGGGCAACCCAGAGGAGAGCGCUGGUUCUUUACGACGUGGCUCGUCUUUCAUUCUAGUUUCCUCUGGCAAAGCCAAGCACCAGCCCUCUUGCGCUCAAAUUCGACGUUUUGUGAACCCAAGAUUUACCGGCAAUGAGGCUGCCAUGCAACAUCCGCUCGUCAAGUCCAUCUUCGAACUCAUCUUGUCUGUUUUCAAGGAUCAGCUACUAGGCCGCAAAGACUUCUCAGGUCUUGGUCUCUAUCUCAAGACCCCACCUGGUUUCCUGGAACACCAAGCUUACUUCAACUCCUGGGUCUUCAGCUGUGUGCUUUCCACAUUACAGGAUUUGCCUUUGGUUCAGCCGGGUCUUCUCCAUGAGCCCCGGACCCUGACGAAUCUUGGGCGUCUAUCAACACAUUUGACAGAGGCAGUAUAUGAAGGCUGGUUCAUCAAUGGAGCCGCGUCUACGCUAGAAUUCACCGGGACAAUCCUAGAAUAUCUGCAGCGCCCUGACAUAUCUCAGCUGAAGAGCAUCCGUCUGUGCAACCAGGCCGUGACUACUAUCCGCUCAACCCUCUAUAAGGUUGUCUUGUUCCAGCUGUCAGAAGCAGAUGACACACAGACUGUUCCUCUCCUAAAUCGCUUGAAUUACUGGCAGGUGGUUCUUCUUUCCGCAGCUGAAACCCAGUCAAAGCAUUUGCACCUGCUAUGCUAUCUUCUCUAUACCAAGUUGAUCAGCACUAACGCAGAUGUCCGCUCAGCUGCUGCAAGUCUAUGGAGAAUCAUUUUGGUGCAAGCACCCGAUGAAAUAGUGCUUCUUCUAAGCCAUGUUCCUGUCGCCCUCCAACGUCGAUUGGCUGACGGCUUUGACGCUCUUUCCGGAAUGGAAGAUGAAUCAUUCUUACAGUGGAUUGACGAACAACGAGUUGAUCUCGAUGCUUUGUUCUUUGGCAUAAUGUCUCGAUCAUGGGAGACAUUCGUGCAAGAUGAGAAUGCAAGCAGCGAGGAAUCUGUCCGCACUCGUGUCUCAAAACGCAAAGACAAACUGAGACAGUGGGCUCAGAUCGAAAAGUUUGACGAAGACAUGGUUCGGAAGCACGACGCAACAUUACCACACUGGAUCUCCAACAUUGCAGCAUCGGAGUUCUUGAAGUCCCAAAGAUUCUUGCAAGACCUGCAGGAUAGCUCAACAUUCAUGUGGUCUGCCUUCUCUAAUCUGCUACUCGAUCUUCGGCGACCAGGUGGUCUUCUAGCAGAGAACAAAGAACGAAGAUGGCGGCUGGACCAGACGGAAGGUCGCAGCCGUAUGCGACUUCGUCUUGUUCCCGAUGAGUCUGGCGGUCGACAAGACUACCAGCCUAAGCGGAAGGCCUCCGAGCCCCCUGUAGUCAAAAUUGAUACUCGGAUACGUGCACUCUCGGAGGGGGAGAGCAUGAACACGCCUCAUCCACUAAACGGCGAUCCCGAAAAUGUGGAACCCGAGUCACCAGGGGGCGAUGCUGACAAUCGAAGCAUAUUGGAGGAUAACUUCGAGAUGAUCGAUGAUCCUAAGAUCGAACUGGAGGACUAUGAAGAUAGGAACCGGAAGGUCAUGCGGUCUUUGCAACGUGGCGAUCAAGUGCAAAGCGUGUGCAACUUGUCUCGGAUCAUCGGUCUAGAAGCAGUGGAAGGAAUCUUGAUUCUUGGAAAAGACUGCAUCUACAUCCUGGACAACUUCUUCCAGAGAGCAGAUGGCGAAAUUGUCAAUGUUUGGCAAGCUCCUAACGAGGAGCGAGAUCCUUAUGUACGAAUGAUUGCCGGCCGAGAAUCCAAUGACCGCCGCUCCCAAGAGCAUGAAACAAGAAGUUGGAAAUGGUCAGAUCUGGUCAGCGUUUCUAAGCGCCGCUUUUUAUUCCGUGAUGUGGCUCUGGAAAUAUUCUUCACGGAUGGCACAAGCUAUCUGUUGACGCUGAUGUCCGCAAAGUCCCGAGACGAUUUGUGCAACCAACUUGGAGUCAAGGCACCACAAAUUACCGGAAGUGCUGGACAUUCACGGCCAGAAGAUAUUUGGCGCUUUGAGACACUCCGCAGCCAAGAUGAUGCACCCCAGUCCCUUGGUUCAAAGUUUGCCAGCGUCUUCGGUCAUCUCCCAUCAAAUCCAGCAACGCGGAAAUGGGUCAAGGGAGAAAUUUCCAAUUUCCAUUAUCUCAUGUUGAUCAACACUUUUGCCGGACGUACCUUCAACGACUUGACCCAGUACCCUGUCUUCCCAUGGGUCCUUGCAGACUAUACCAGCGAGGAGCUUGACCUGACCAACCCCGCCACCUUCCGGGAUCUGUCAAAGCCUAUGGGAUGUCAAACUCCGGAGCGAGAAGCGGGCUUCCGAGAGCGGUACAAUGCCUUCGCUGAGAUGGGCGACGACAACUCGCCUCCUUUCCAUUAUGGAACCCACUAUUCCUCUGCCAUGAUCGUCAGCUCCUACCUCAUUCGCCUCCAGCCAUUCGUCAAAUCCUAUCUCCUCCUUCAAGGUGGCAGCUUCGACCAUGCAGACCGCCUCUUCUACUCCAUCCGCAAAGCAUGGGAAUCGGCGUCCCGAGGAAACAUGUCCGACGUACGAGAACUGAUCCCCGAAUUUUUCUAUCUCCCAGAGUUCUUUGUAAAUUCAAACAAAUACGACUUCGGUCUGCUUCAAAAUAUGACCACGGCUAUCGACUCAGUUGAGCUGCCACCCUGGGCAAAGGGCGAUCCCAAAAUCUUCAUCGCGAAGCACCGCGAGGCACUCGAAAGCCCCUACGUGUCUGAGAACCUGCAUCACUGGAUCGAUCUGGUAUUUGGCAGCAAGCAAAAAGGCGAAGCGGCCAUUGAAUCUGUCAAUGUCUUCCAUCAUCUUUCUUACAAGGGUGCCAAGGAUCUGGAUGCUAUUGAUGACCCCAUGGAGCGACUUGCUACUAUUGGUAUCAUUCAUAACUUUGGACAAACUCCCCAUCAGAUCUUCCAGAGACCUCAUGCGCCGAGAGAAGAUCAACGUCAUCGUAUACCUCGAUUGGACACGCUUGCAGAGUCGUUAACGCAGAUGCCGUUGUCUCUCCUCGAUAUCGAAGAGCGAGUGUCCAAUCUGUCCAUGAAACAGGAUCGUCUUCUUUGCACUGCUGCUCUCAGGCUGAAUGUCCCACCAACUUACGAGUAUUACAUGGAGUGGGGAUUCUUCGAUGGAAGUGUCCGGUUCUACGCCACUGACACUCGCAGGCUUCUGGGACACUUUGAGCACCUCCACGUUGGCCAGCUCUCCUGCGCCAGCUUCGCAGAUUCACGCACUCUUGUUACCUGUGGCACCGACUGUACUAUUUCACUAUGGACGGUUACUGCGACUUCCAAGUCGGUUGAUUUGCAGCCCAUUGGAUCACUCUUUGGCCACCGAGCACCUGUAACCGUGCUUGCCGUUUCACGUUCCUUUAGUGCAUUGUUAUCUGCAUCUACUGAUGGACAGAUCAUGCUAUGGGAUCUCAAUCGACGAUGCUUCGUGCGAGCACUGCCUACGGAUGGUACAGUUGAUUGUGCCCGCAUCAACGAUGUCUCUGGAGACGUCAUGGUCUGCCGUGGCAAUCGCUUGACCCUGUACACACUCAAUGGGGUGGUGCUAGUCGACCAGCCUGUGUGUGAUUCAGGUGAUGAUCACGUCUUAUCAUGCGUUUUCUACGAAGGCGUGCAAAAUGAAUGGCUAGAGCGUGAACUGGUAUUAACCGGCCAUUCUCGCGGUGUGGUCAACAUCUGGAGCAAAACUAUCCGCGCCGGCCGUUGCGAGCUGGAGUUAAUCCGACAACUGCAUCAUACUGACAGCAACCGUGACACCGGUGCGAACAUUAGCGCGGGUAUUAGUUGCAUCCUGACCCUUCCCCACGUGGUUUAUACCGGGGACGAGGCAGGCCGAGUGUAUGAGUGGAAUUGUAUCCAGCGCCGCUAA
Penicillium antarcticum is the source of this 7524-nucleotide messenger RNA. Its product is annotated as Beige/BEACH domain protein. Lineage: Eukaryota; Fungi; Ascomycota; Eurotiomycetes; Eurotiales; Aspergillaceae. Bases 1 to 7524 code for a protein of 2507 amino acids. The transcript is spliced from 7 exons. Gene Ontology annotation, molecular function: protein binding. The record is from RefSeq and is a predicted model, not a curated record.